Molecule: messenger RNA, 690 nt
Organism: Patiria miniata (bat star)
Lineage: Eukaryota; Metazoa; Echinodermata; Asteroidea; Valvatida; Asterinidae
Product: CD209 antigen-like protein C
Exons: 2
Coding region: 1-690 (229 amino acids)
Source: RefSeq, a predicted model, not a curated record
AUGUUCACGGUUUCACGUUUUGGGCUUGUAGACGCUGGAAAAACCAGUCAAGAAAGAUUCGGCGAUUCCUGCUACCAACUGCUCACUGAAACGUUUACAUGGGAAGAGGCAUCCCAAGCCUGCGCCAAUAUUGACGCUGGCCUGGUGAUUCCUGACUCCCUCCAAGAGCAUCAGUUCAUCUGGGAGAUGUUCACGAGGAAGGUCACUGAAUCAGGGAAUCUCUGGAUCGGCUGUAGUGAUGUCAAGGAGGAGGGCAGGUGGGUUCAGGCUGGUGACGGAGAUCACGAGUGCACCUACUUCAACUGGGCAGAGGGGGAGCCAAAUCCCACCUACAAGCAUUGGGAAGAAUGUGCAGGAAUGUGGGGCGGCAAUCGUGGUGGAUUUUGGAAUGACUUUCCAUGCACGUAUAGCUAUAACGCGAUGUGUGAGAGCCCUGCCGUCCCAUCUAUGUCCUGUCGGCUGACGUAUGAUGCCCGUGGCUUCUUCACGGCCCACUGCCUGACCGAUCGCAUCCUCAAGGAUAGCUCAACCAGCAGCGUGGCCUGGGCUUUGGUGUGCCGGGAUGAGCCUCGAUGCCGCUCCUUUAGUCUGCGCCCGGCAAGCCGGGGAGCACUCAUGUCAUGUCAGCUGUAUCCCGAUACCGAAAUGAACACUGAAUAUGCCAAGUCAUGUCAGUACUACUACUUCUGA